AAUCAAUUGAUUUGAUUUUCAAACGAAAAAAACAAAAACAAUUCAUUUGAAUAACAAUUUCAAUGAAAAUAUGAUUUUUAAAAACUAUUGAUAUUUUGUGCGAAAAAUCGCUGAAAUAUAAUAAGUGUUGAGAAAUAUAUAAAUGAUAUGUUUGUAUGACUUAUGUAUUGAUUGCAAGAUUUGAUGAUUAAUGCCAACCAAUGAUUCAGUGCUAAUCAGUGACCACUCAUUCAUACAAUGGAUUCAAAUAAUGUGAUUCAUUGGAAACAUAUGAGAGAAUACGACCACAAGAAUGGCAUCCGAUUUGAGCGCAAACUUCAGGUCAACGACAGUCUUAUCAGACGACUCGGUCUCGAGAAAGAACUCGAGGGACACUCGGGUUGUGUUAAUUGUCUUGAAUGGAACCAAAGAGGAAGUCUGUUGGCCAGCGGUUCCGACGACCAGCAGAUAAUGAUAUGGGAUCCGUUUAGACACAAACUGUUGCACAGCCUUCAGUCGGGACAUCAGGGAAACAUAUUUUCGGUCAAAUUUAUACCGAAAACCGACGACAAUAUGGUUUGCUCGGGUGCUGCCGAUUGUCGGGUCAGAGUUCACGACAUCACCGGUUCGGAGACAACACUCGUGUGUUGUUGUCAUUUGGGUCGAGUGAAGCGUUUGGCGGUCGCACCCAAUGUGCCGCACCUAUUCUGGUCAGCGGCUGAGGACGGGCUCGUACUUCAGUUUGACUUACGAGAGAAGCAUCGAUGCUCUUCGGUCUCCAACAAUGUGUUAAUCAAUUUAAUGGAUUAUAACGGACCCAAUGCUGAGGUUAAAUGCAUUGCCAUUAAUCCGAUCAGAUCUGAACUGAUAGCCGUCGGCGCCAACGAUGCCUUCGUUCGCCUCUACGACCGACGAAUGAUUUCUCUUCAAUCCAUUCAAAAUCGCGUCGAUAGACGCUAUUCAUGGGAAAGCCAAUACGGAACCGCUAGCGACGAUAAUCACGAAUCCCCUGAUAACUUACCCUCUGGUUGUGUUAAGUACUUCAUUGCCGGACACUUAUUACGGCGUCGCGACCGAAAGAGGUAUCGCGCGUACGCCUCGACGUACCUGUCCUUCAGCGCCGACGGCAACGAGUUGUUGACGAACUUAGGCUCAGAACAGAUCUAUUUGUUUGAUGUGUUAAAACCAUCGAAGCCUAAGUACUAUGAGAUGACAAACUCUACGCACAGGAAUGGUUACCACAAAGAGUGCACAUCCAGUAACGGAUACUGUGUUAACGGCUGCCAAUCGACGGACUUUAUUCCGAAAACGGCUCAGUUUUACAAGAAAUUGUAUGCAUUUAGCUCUCCGUUACCGCAAAUCAUUGACAAAAUCAAAGGCAAAGCGAACGAUAAUUUCGAGAAAAGCGACUUUAAGUUAGCCAUCAAUUUGUAUAACACAGCCAUAGCGUUGUGUCCGCGGGCGGCCGUCCUCUACGGUAACCGUGCGAUGGCUUACAUGCGGCGCAAUUGGGACGGAGACACAUACGCCGCCCUCAGGGACUGUUACACAGCGCUCGCCAUCGAUGGCCACUAUUUGAAGGCUCACUUCCGACUCGUCCGAUGCCUUCUAUCACUCGAGUGGUAUAGAGAAGCGUCCGAUUGUUUCGAGAAUUUCAAAACCAAAUUUCCCGAACAAUCCAAUACUGAAUCUUCCGUUUCAUUGAAUCGAGACAUUCAAAAAGCAAUUAACACGAAGACAGAUAAAAGCAGUCAUUUGUCGACUGAUGGCAACGGUUAUGACAUUACGUACAAUAUGUCAAACGCCGUCAAUAGUCAGGAGAAAGAGUGGAGAUCUCUGUCUUACGAUUACAAGAAGCGAUUCUGCGGUCAUUGCAACACAACUACUGAUAUAAAAGAGGCCAACUUUUUCGGAAGUGAUGGGCAAUACAUAAUCGCCGGUUCAGACGACGGAUCCUUUUUUGUGUGGAAUAAAGAGACGACAAAUAUUAUGCGUGUAAUGAGAGGCGACGACUCUAUAGUGAAUUGUCUUCAGCCUCAUCCGAGUUCGUGUUUAUUGGCCACCAGUGGUAUCGAUCAAGUGGUCAGACUCUGGAGUCCGCGACCAGAGAAUGGUCUAAAAGAUGAUCGAGAAGUGGAGAAUUCGGAGGACGCAGCGAUGGCUAACCAGAAACGUAUGAAUACGGAUCCGUUGGAACUGAUGUUAGCGAAUAUGGGAUACCGAGUGCCCAAUCUCUUUGAAUCUGAAGACUCAGAUACGGAUCAAAUGGGUCUUCAAUGCAGAACCAAUUGAUUGCAGAUUUUGCGCAACAUUUAAUGCAUUGCGAAUAUUCUGUAGUUUUUGGUUCAAUAUAUCUGUAAUUU
Molecule: messenger RNA, 2342 nt
Organism: Medioppia subpectinata
Lineage: Eukaryota; Metazoa; Arthropoda; Arachnida; Sarcoptiformes; Oppiidae
Source: the annotation of a GenBank genome assembly